This is a messenger RNA of Paraglomus occultum, 2691 nucleotides long. The record is from the annotation of a GenBank genome assembly. Lineage: Eukaryota; Fungi; Glomeromycota; Glomeromycetes; Paraglomerales; Paraglomeraceae.
AUGAUUAACAAACUCCGCUAUCUCUUGCUUCUCUUGCUGUUCGUUCUUAUUUUUGUUUUUCUUCCAAGCGUUUGGGCUGUUGAUGAUAAUUCUUCAGUGUACGAAGACAACGAUAAUCUUGUGUUCUUCGAUGGUCAUAAUGGCUUUACGUACCCUGAUGGCACAGGGUUGAUGCAAUUACAUAUUAAUGAUUCAUUGAAAUAUGAAAAUAAUUUGUAUAUUCGUCUGCUACAUCAAAAUGGGACGUUGACCAAAUUUACUGUACCAACAUACAAUUUUACGAACUACCAACCGCAUGCGUACCCGCUCAAUGACGGAUACAUGUUAGUAGCGCAGGCAAACGACGACAAAAUUAUGCAAGGAAUGUUAGUUGAUUGGAGUGGCCAGGUAUUACAAAGCGUGACGCUUACCGAUGGUCCUAUCGACACUAAUUCUAAACUAUAUGCAAAAACCAACGUCAAUCCAGACAAGGAUUUUCUUGUAGCAACAAAGGUUCUUGGUGAAGUUCAGUGGAAAAUUUUCAGUGCGCCCAAUAGCACGGGCCAAAUAACCCAACUGUACAAUGGCAGUAUCACGAGACAUGAUGGCAACGCCCUGUCCGAUUUCUCAAUUUUUCCCUCUACGGAAGGCGGUUAUGGCAUAGCCGUUUUAGAAAACAUACUUAACUAUGAAGAUCCACACACCUUCCACUCUAUUCCGCAAUGGUUUUUAUAUGUUGAAUUCUGGCAACCCGAAACGUUACAAUUCGACACGCCUCAUUCAAUCUGGCAGAGCCCCAACCCAACCUAUAACACAGCUGUAGUGGGGUGCGAAGUAGCUGCUGAUGGAACAGGAUAUUUUUGCAUUAUAGAGGUUCCUAGAAUUGAUGGUAACAGAACCACUAUCGGUAUUUGUGAUUACGUGAAAGUGGCAUUCCUGUCAAGUGGUUCUGUAACUGGUGUCAACGUGAUAUUGACUGAUAACUGGUUUGCUCAAGAGCAAAUGAAUGGAAUACGGCAGCUGCCUUAUGGCGGACUUUUGUUCCUAGACACGAUUAGGAUUGCCGAAGGAACGUACCAUAACGUGACUGUCAAAGCUAAUAAUGGGACAACUAUAGCAACCUUUGAGUUAGAUCCAACUGAUAAUUGGAGCAUGCCACAUAGUCAUUUCGGCGAUUAUGCCAUAUUUCCCAAUAACACCCUGUGGAUGGGAGAUCGCUAUGUGAAUCAGUCGUGGUUGAGCGAUUCAACGCUCGUCGUACACUAUCUACAGCUUCCCAAACUAUUGCCUGAAGAUGCUGGAUUCAACAAUCUUCUUGUAAAUUCAUCAAUUCCGCAAUUAGGCUCAUCAGUGUCUUUAGACACUACAAACAUUACACUGAUAUUCAGGGAUCAAAUCGUUCUUUCGACACAAAACAUUUCAAUUUAUCAAACGACAGACAAAAAUCCUAUUCUCAGGCAGAGUUUCAAUGCAAAAUCUGAUUUUAAUUUCUGUUCUGUUACGUUAGACGAUUCAGCUGUAACAUGCAAAAUAUUCAAGAGUACUUUCAACCAACCUGGUGCUACAUAUGAUGUUAUUGUGGAUAACAAUUUUGUAAUGAGUAAGAGUUUGGGACAACCACUUCCCGGAGUGACGAAAGGAAAUUGGGUGUACUAUGGAGCUUCAAGUGAAACCGACGGAAAAUAUAAAUAUACAGAAACCACGACGGGUCUUCUAAGGUUGACAUCAGCAACGUCAUCUGAACAAUUAUUUACUGAUGACAAGAACUCUUUCUUAGACGCCAUGGUUGCAAAGCUCGCUGAGCUCAUCCCCAUUGAUCCAUCACGUAUAACAACCAGCAGACGCAAUCAACCUGACCCUGAUGCACCAGAUCAGAUAUUGUUUCAAAUCACGCUCAAGUCAACUGAGGAUUUGUCUCAGAGAACAGUACAGCAGAUUAUUGAUGAUCUUGAUGAUUUAAUUAGGAAUAAAGCUUAUAAUGCAUUUUCACGGGAGUAUCCCACCAGUUAUCUUGAUGAAACUUAUGGGUUUUCACCUAUCGCCAAUUUGUGGGAAACUUACAAGGUUAAACUAAUCGGAUUAUUUGCUGGUCUCUUGAUAUUAUCAGUAAUAUACUUUUUCGCGAGACGGAAGUAUCCAGAGGGUCAAAGUUUUGUUGUCGUAAAGCUUACACUAAUACUUGUAGACCUGAGUCUUGAUAUAACAUUUGUACUUACAAAUGCAAGGAACGUCCCGCAAUUAUAUAUGCCAAGUAUAGCUUUCUUAAUAGCUCCUAUUGCCUUCAAUUCUGCCCUGGCAUUCUCGAUCUUAAUGGCUGAACUAAGUAAAAAUACUAAAUUUCAAGAAUGGUUCAGCCGGAAUGUAAGAAUAACUUCAAUAUUCACUCUACUAGCAAGUGCUGACAUUGAAGUUAUCACAUGUCUUGGAUCCAAGUUUGCUGGUUGGCAGAUGUUUUCUGCACCUCUGUCAAAGAAAGCAGUGAAUUAUGUUUUCUGGGGUAGUACAUUGAAUCUGUUUAUUGAAGAUAUUCCCCAAUUGGUUAUUCAGGUUCUGUAUAGAUAUCUAACAGUCUCAUAUGACAUUAUUCCAUUCCUGUCGUUGAUAAUGAGCUCUAUCGUCUUGACUUUUAAUAUUAUUGGACACGUCUAUGAUGGAUAUAUAAGAUGGAAAGAAAAGAAACUUGGUCACAUCAUACCAAAAGAAGAAAUAUGA